AUGCCUUCCUCGCUGAAAGUCUUCCUGAUGCUCUUCGUCCUCGGCCUCUUUGCAUUUUUGCUCGUGAAGUGGCGCUCAGACACCGCUGGUCUGCGACAGUACUCGCCUUCCCCGCAUCGUCUCUGGGAGACUUCUUCACCGACAUCCCCAGAUAUCGACCAUGUUUCCUCCAUCAACUACCCCACUAGAAAAGCUCAAGCCUCUGACCCCGGCGGCCCGGCUCAGGCACAAUGCCAUCUCAACAAAGCGCGAUCGAAAGCACGCAUCAACAAUGCGCGUGCGGGUCCAAGGGCCGAUGAGCACCGAAUAGAAAAGGCAGCCUCUGCGAUGCUCGCAUCCAAACGAAGUAUGCCCUCCUCCUUCGAACUUCUGCCAUCCGAAAUCAUCGAGCGCAUCGCCGAGCACACGAAGGACGAUCUGGAACACGGCUCCACCCUUGCCCUUACGAAGACAUGCCGCCGCUUGCAUGACAUAACUGUGCGGACGCUGUACCACUCAAUCUACAUAGACACCUGUGACGCCUCGGAGUGUGGCAUCCUCUAUACCCUGAUCGACAAUCCGCACUAUGCUUCUCUGGUUCGGACCAUUGAAUUCGGUCCUUGGACCACCUGGGGGCCCGUUGCGAACGACCCCCGCAUCUAUCUUCCCGGCCUGGUGUGCGAUGCGCUGGAGAGUAUGCCGCUCCUUCAGUCCAUCAUUCGACCGCACGGCUGCGCAGAGCCGAUCCUGGCCAUGCCUUCUCUCGUAUUUACACACCUUCGUUCCAUCACUCUCCGGAGCCUCACGCCUGACACGGUCACCUUCGUCGCCAAACACGCCCCACAGCUACGGGCCCUCACUGUGAAUUCCGGCCCAGCACUCCCCCUACUGGUGGACGCACCUGCUCUGCAUAUCUUGGAGGGGAACUGCUUGGUCGUCGCUGUCGUUUGUCCAGCAGCACCCCUCCUUACGCACCUUCAAAUCAAGCAUCAGGAGGAGGAUGACCCAUCAGUUUCGUCAAUGCUCGCAACCGUCGGUAUUCACAUGCCCACCCUCCGCCUGAUGAAGAUCGUGUCGUGGUGUAUAUCAGGAGACGCCUCGCUCAUGGACAGCAUUGCACGCUUUUCUCCGAAUCUAGUCUCUCUCGCGCUGUCGCUCGAAGCGGAUUGGGUGGGCCGAGGGGGGCCUGAGGGGCGUGAUUGUAAGCCUGAGAUCUUAAUUUCCACCAUCGAAAAAGCGCUCCCCCACCUACCACACCUCUUCCACUUCGAAAUCUCGCAGCAACUCGGAUUGUACGCUUUCCGCCUCGGCGGGGAGGUCCUCUCCGAGUGCAAUUACUUGGUACAGUUGGACGUCGAAGAGGCAUGGGUAAGGAGAUGGGGCGCGGCCUCCUCAACGAUCAGCGUCUGCACCCUUCCGGCGGCGCGCUGGUGGCGUCUGUCGCGCGACUUGUGGGUGCCCGUUACGAUUACCGUGCCGGUGGGCCGUGUGGAUUUCAUGGAUCGUGUGGGGCUGAGCCACUUGUCCGCGUGGACGAGGCGCAGAACGGCUGCGGACAGCAGUGAUAUCGCCAGCGCGAGUAUGCAUCGACGGAAGGAGAUUAGAGAGGGCACGUCCAUAUUUGCGCGCAGGCUGGCUGAGCUCGUGGCGUUGAAUGAGGAGAUUGCUCAGGAUUUUGACGUAAGAUUGGUUGUGUAG
Mycena indigotica is the source of this 1677-nucleotide messenger RNA. RefSeq lists its product as uncharacterized. The transcript is spliced from 5 exons. The coding region runs from base 1 to 1677 and encodes 558 amino acids. The record is from RefSeq and is a predicted model, not a curated record. Lineage: Eukaryota; Fungi; Basidiomycota; Agaricomycetes; Agaricales; Mycenaceae.